This is a messenger RNA of Larimichthys crocea (large yellow croaker), 1855 nucleotides long. It is a transcript of the gene rnd2, whose product is annotated as Rho family GTPase 2. Gene Ontology annotation, molecular function: GTP binding; GTPase activity. The coding region runs from base 249 to 953 and encodes 234 amino acids. Lineage: Eukaryota; Metazoa; Chordata; Actinopteri; Sciaenidae. Gene Ontology annotation, biological process: small GTPase-mediated signal transduction. The transcript has 5 exons. The record is from RefSeq and is a predicted model, not a curated record.
CAGAGUACCAGUUCCCAGGGAGGGCUGUGCGCGUCCUUCCUUUGGUUUUGGUAGCAGACCAGUCAGAUAGAGUCUGUCAGCGGGACCUGAGAACUGCGCGUAGGACAGGAGGAGCUGGAUAAAGCGCACCGGGUCGGCGCAUGUAUUUGGCCAUUUUUUCUUUCCCGUCUUCGAUUCCGCUGCGCCUCUGAUCGGAUGCUGGAUGCAAUCCAUCCCCCCGUCAACAAUACACAUCUGACGGACAAAUCAUGGACAGCCUAGGUAGCCGCUGUAAGAUUGUGGUGGUCGGGGACACGCAAUGUGGGAAAACGGCACUCCUGCACGUUUUUGCCAAGGACUGCUAUCCAGAGAACUACGUGCCCACAGUGUUUGAAAACUACACAGCCAGUUUUGAGAUAGACAAGCACCGGAUUGAGCUGAAUAUGUGGGACACGUCAGGUUCCUCUUAUUACGACAAUGUGAGACCACUGGCGUAUCCUGAUUCAGAUGCGGUGCUCAUCUGUUUCGACAUCAGCCGCCCAGAGACUUUGGACAGUGUCAUAAAAAAGUGGCAAGGAGAAACGCAGGAGUUUUGUCCAAAUGCCAAAGUGGUGCUGGUGGGCUGUAAGUUGGACAUGAGGACAGAUGUCAACACCCUGAGGGAACUCUCCAAGCAGCGUCUCAUCCCUGUCACCCAUGAACAGGGCAGCACGAUAGCUCGACAGAUUGCGGCGGUGGCCUACGUGGAGUGUACCUCCAAAGUUUCGGAGAACAGCGUUCGUGACGUGUUCCAUGUCACCACGGUGGCAUCUGUGCGGCGGCCGCACAAGCCGCAGCUAAAACGCAGCAGUUCCCGCAGAGGCCUGAAGCGAGUCUCACAGCUCCCCUUGCCUCCCCUGCCGGGUCGGACUGAGCAAAUGGACCAGGCCCCGGCCAUGAGGAAGGACCGGGCCAAGAGCUGUGUGCUCAUGUAGAGACCAAUUAUUGUAAAUAUAUAUAUGUAUAUACAUAAACACAGAAAUAUAUAACAGAGGAAGUCUAUUUAUUGUUUUUUGUUGUUGUUUUUUUCCUCGUAUUUUCAUUUUUUGCACUGCAGAGGAGUGAGGAAAAAAGAAACAUUGCGCUGUGGAAAGAAAUGCUUUGGAGUUUUUCAAAAAAAAAAAAAAAAUUUUUUGUUGCGUGUGUGCAUAUUUUCUAAGCUGUUUACAUAUUUGUGUUGUUUGGAAACGCUGACAAAUUGGACUAACCCUCUGGAUAUAAGGAAGCUGUGAUAGUGGACGUGCCGUCUGGUUCUGGCUAUUAAAAAGGAAUUGAUUUCCUGAAGCCUGAAGCACUAAUAAGACGAUGGCAUGGCGGUGAUGGCGAGCAGAGUGAAGUGCAUGUGAAGAGAACCACUUUGAAGCAGGACAUCUUGGGAUGAAGCUUCCGGUUUUUAAAGACAGUGUUGACGUGAGGACUAAAUGUCAAGUUGCACUGUCUGAAAUUGCUUGCCAUAUUUGAGUGGAAACCCCAUGUGUAAAGUAAUGCUGAAAAGGGAUUCUAGUGAUUAGAUGAAUGAUGGCUCAAACCAAACAGUAGGAGCUGGAAAUGAGAUUUUUGUAACUGAAAUAUUGUGAAGGUGUACGUGAGCAUUACUACCACAAGUGCAUUUGUUUUAAAGUCACAACAUAUCUGUAUUAUUAUUUUAUUUUGCUCAUUUAACAUUAUUUUUCUGAUCAGGUCCAACUGUGUCAGUUUCAUUCACUGGUUUAUGCUGUUGUCACUAUUUUAAAAGAUGAUUCUUUGUGGAAAAUAAAGUGGUAAAAUGUUAGGGCUAUUUUGUUGUACCUUCACUAAAGUCUGAAAUAAAGCCACAGCUUGUCUGUAUAGGAACGGA